Messenger RNA from Zymoseptoria tritici IPO323, 1099 nucleotides. RefSeq lists its product as uncharacterized. The transcript has 3 exons. The record is from RefSeq and is a predicted model, not a curated record. NCBI's taxonomy places the organism in Eukaryota, Fungi, Ascomycota, Dothideomycetes, Mycosphaerellales, Mycosphaerellaceae. Bases 8 to 1099 code for a protein of 363 amino acids. Gene Ontology annotation, molecular function: oxidoreductase activity, acting on NAD(P)H.
UAGCACCAUGGCAUCCCAACUUCCAUCAACCCAACAGGCCAUCCUGAUCAACGAAAACAAGGCCAAGGUCGCCUCGGCACCAGUUCCCAAACUGAGGCCUACCUACGUCCUAGCCAAGGUCGACUCCAUAGCUCUCAACCCCACCGACUGGAAGCACAUCAAUGGCAAGCGAGCUGCUCCCAACGGUCUCGCUGGCUGCGAUUUCUCUGGAGUCGUAGUCGAGGUCGGCUCCGAAGUGAGCAAAUCACUCAAGCCUGGCGACAGAAUUGCAGCGACUACCCAUGGAGCAAACGCAAGUCAGACCGAGGAUGGCUGCUUUGCUGAAUAUGCUGUUGCCAAAGGAGAUCUGUGCGUCAAGCUCCCAGACAGCUUGUCAUUCGAGAAGGCGGCGACCUUCCCUUUGGGCGCCUCAACGGUUGGCCAGGGCUUGUUCCAGAAAGCGUUGAAGCUGAAUCUUCCCACGAAUCCGACCAAGAAUGGUGAAACUGUCCUGAUCUAUGGCGGCUCUACGGCGACGGGAUCUUUAGCCAUCCAGUAUGCGAAGCUAGCUGGGUACAAGGUCUUGACCACUUGCUCACCGCACAACAACGACUUCGUAAAGUCUCUCGGAGCGGACGGCGUGUACAACUACAAGGAUCCCAGCUGUGGCGAGAACAUCAACAGAGAUACCAAGGAUUCUUUGAAGCUGAUCUGGGACACGGUCUCACUUGAGUCGACCGCGAAGAUCUGCGCAGAGGCCAUCUCGUCCGAUCCGGAAGGCGCUCGCUACGGCUCCAUCCUGCCUGUGAAGUUUAAGGAGGGAGUUUUCACCACCUUCACAUUCAUGUACACGAUUUUCAAUGACCCUUUCACGAAGGCUGGGAGGGAUACGCCUGCUGUGCCAGAAGACUUUGAGUUUGCAAAGAAGUUUUUUGCCAUCACGGAAAAGCUGCUGGCGGAAGGAAAACUGAAGACUCACCCAGAGAAAGUCGGCCCGAAGGGACUGGAGGGAGCUCUCCAGGGCAUGGAGGACAUGAAGAAUGAGAAGGUCAGCGCCAACAAGCUGGUGUACCGUGUGACAGAUACGCCUGCGGACAGCAAGGCUGAAGUGGAAUUGUGA